CACAAGAAAACAAAACAAGGUCACACAAUAAGCAACCCUUCCCUCUUUCACAUUUCUUGUCCAAUCUCCACUCAAACCAAACCACCCCUAACCCUUUUUUCCUCUCUCUCUCUCUCCCUUUACACACAAUUCUCUUUCAAAGAGAGAUAGAGAUAGAGAGAACCCUCUUUCUCCUCUCUCCCCCCAUCAAUGGAAAUCAGCUCAAGAUUUCACCAUGACAGAGAGAAUCCAUCUCCAAUGAACUCACCAAAAAGCAAUGUAAGUAACUGUAUGAGCAGCAGCAACAGCAACAAUGGAAUCCAACUUCAAACACCACCCCUCACUCCAAAAACAAUCCCUAGAUCUGACUCAAAUCCUUACCCAACAACCUUUGUUCAAGCUGACACAACAACUUUCAAACAAGUUGUUCAAAUGUUAACAGGCUCAUCAGAAACAACAACCUCAACCACAACAACAACAACAACAACAACCUCAACCACAACAAAACCAAACCAAGAUCUACCUCAACAACCCACAAGAAACUUCAACAUCCCUCCAAUCAAAACAGCUCCAAAGAAACAAGGUUUCAAGUUAUAUGAAAGAAGGAACAGUCUCAAGAACAGUGUCCUCAUGCUCAACACCCUCAUGCCAAAUGUUUUACCUAGGAAACAACAACAGUAUCAACAACAAGAGAUUCUCUCUCCUAGCUUGCUUGAUUUUCCUUCUCUUGCUCUUAGCCCUGUCACUCCAUUGAACGAUGACCCUUUUGAUAAAUCUUCACCUUCAUUGGGAAAUUCAUCAUCAGAAGAAGAUAAAGCCAUAGCUGAAAAAGGUUUCUAUUUGCACCCCUCUCCUAUUACUACACCAAGAGACUCAGAGCCACAGCUUUUGCCUCUCUUCCCUCUCUCUUCACCUAGAGUCUCACAAUCAAGUUCUUGAGGAAGAAACAUUCGAUUCAUGUGUAAAAGAUUGAAACUUGCUAUGUGGGUCGUUUAGAUUGAGAAAUUUACAACAUGGGUUUUGAAACACAAGGUAAAAAAAAUACAUAGCUUGGUUUAAUUUGUAAAAGUGAAUUUCUUUUUCUUAGUCUUCUUACCAUGAAAUGGUCAAGACCCUUUUUCUCUUCUUUUUAAUUAUCAUGUUAAUUUUGUCUUCUAAUUCUAAAUAUUAUCUAUCAUUUACCUUUCCAUAAAUGAAAGAAGAAGAAAAAAGUCUCUUUGUCCUAUGAAUCUUGUUUUUUUCUUCUUCUUCUUUAUAUUUCAUGAAUAGUUUUUCUUCAAUUAUUAUUUUUGUUGUAAAAUCACAUCUUAGGUAUAAUCAUAAUUCAUAAGAUGAGAUGUCUCUUUAAUUCAUUACAUGAUUUCUUCAAAGUUUUUGUGUAUGUGUGAUUCAUGUUUCACACCAACUACAUGUCAAGUUGUGUUUGAGAAAUGAACAGAAUCCAAACAAAGCAAAGAGAUGAAAAGAGAGAUUGUUGUUUUUUUGAGAAAAUAAGGAAGCUUGGAAGGGACACUGACACAUUGUACUGGAAAUAACAUAACCAUGUACUAUGUUGUUGUCAUCAUAGAAAGCUGCACAAACAAGAAGGUUUGAGAGGGUCCAUCUUCUUGGUUGCUUAUACCACUUUUGUCUAAUCAAUUUCUAGUUAAUCUCGAAUCAUUCAAGAUGACUCGAGUUUGAAUCAAACAAUAACAACGUUUGGUUAGGUUUAAUUUACCUCUCGACCGAAUUUCAGAUUACCAGACUCAUCUCGGAGGCUUAAGACAUAACUCCAACAUAUGUAUAUGUUUUUGGUUUUUAGUCUUUUAUGACUUCUUUUUGAAGUAAAAUCAUGUAUUUUUGUAUGAAUUUUCAACAUCUUAAAGCAAUGAUUUUUCUUUCUUUGCAUCCUUAUUAAGUGAAGAACAUUAAUGCAUAAUGUUACCAACUUGUACUUGUAACAAUCUAGACAAGGAACCUAUGUAUUAUCAUAAAAAUUGUAGUAUUUUGUAAUAUAGGAUCUAUGUUUGUGUUGAUCAUAAAAUUGUUCAAAACAGAUAUUGUUCUGAAACCAUGCAAUCAUUUGAUGAAUAAGAAUUUUUUGUACUCA
Molecule: messenger RNA, 2068 nt
Organism: Vicia villosa (hairy vetch)
Lineage: Eukaryota; Viridiplantae; Streptophyta; Magnoliopsida; Fabales; Fabaceae
Product: VQ motif-containing protein 4-like
Exons: 1
Coding region: 190-918 (242 amino acids)
Source: RefSeq, a predicted model, not a curated record